Molecule: messenger RNA, 4600 nt
Organism: Linum trigynum
Lineage: Eukaryota; Viridiplantae; Streptophyta; Magnoliopsida; Malpighiales; Linaceae
Source: the annotation of a GenBank genome assembly
GCUUAAAAGCUCUCAGUAAUUAUAUGGCGGUUACUCCUUAAGAACCUGGCAGUGCCCAUAGUAAACUUCUAUGAGGAGCCAGACACAGACACACAGUGGUUGAUGGAUUUGCUUGACAUAUUCUCGCCAUUUUUCCCACACCUCAUGUAUUCAUCUAUUUACCUGAGGCUAUUGGAAGCGUAGUUCACUUGGUUUCUUAUAUAGUAAAAUCCAUUUUUUUCCCCCGACCCUGUAACAUAUUGUAAAUUUUAUCUGAGUUGUCUACCGGUGAAUGUGUCUUAUAGUCCCAAGAGGUCUAGGAGGGACGAGAAGCUAGAGACAGAGAAAGUGUUUAGCGAACCUAAUCCUGAAAGUGGAGAUUUGACGCAUCAUUCUGAAAGCGGUCAUGUCAAGACGCAAGAUGCAGAAGUACCUCUUGUUUCUGAACCAGGCCCUGAUUCUAAGUUGGAAUCUGCUGAUGAUAAGAAAGAACUUGAAAAGAAACCCAAUGAGCAGCAUCAUGCAGAUGUUACCCCAAGUACCAAUUCAAAGGAAGUGCCUCGAUCUCGAACUUAUUUCCAGGUUCACCUGAAUGUCUCUUCUCUUGGUCUUCUGGAUUCUAUUGGAAUUGGUUGAUUUUACAUGUUUUUUUGGUUAUCCUAACCUUUUGCUGUAUAUCCAACCUGUCCAUAAAGUUUAUAAGUUACUUCCCUGUGAAAGUCUUGCCUGAAUAUAUAGUAUUUGACCAACUCUGCUGGUUGAUUUUUAUUACAUAUUGGCUGCAGAGUGUUUAUUUAGCUGUUAGUUUGGUGCUACUUACUUCCAUAAAGAUAUAUAAGUUUCUCUCUCUGGAGAGUAUUCCUUGGUAUCCCAUGAUUGGGAGAGUAAGCAUAUGUUUUCUGUGUCUGUUUAUUGCCUCAACUUGGCUGCAUGCAUGAUAUAAACACAGUGGACUCUGCUAAUGAGAAUUAAAGAAUUGUAUCAAGGCACAAAUAUCUGGUUUGUAAACUCUACUUGUAAUAACGGUUGUUUCUCAUUAUGGUUAUCCUUUUCGCCUGGGUAUUUGAAGUUUGAGGAGUCAUUAUACUAUGAAGCUAGCAGUAGAUAGUUGCAAGUAAUUGCUCAGGUUUGGGCCACAAAAUUUUUCUCUGAGUGGCUUUGCAGCUCUAACUUGCCUUUUGAGCAGUUGAUAAAUAAAGUACCUUUUGAAAAAUAAUCAAACUCAAUAUGUCUUUGGGUUUUCCUCUGAGGAUUCUGUGGUUCCAGAAGAGAGGUUCUUUAAUUAUCGUUUUAUUUCAACUUAUUAAAAAAAGUCUUCAUCUAAAAUCAAAUGAGAUUGGAUCUUCCAUGAUCAGAGACUAUUUGUUAAUCAUGUGGAGUUGAAGCAGGUCGUGUAAAAUAUUUCCCAGCGCUCCAAAUUGGUCAUUUGAUUAUUGUUAUGCUAAAUACUAUUGUUAUUAUUCAGUGUAAACAGACAUUUUUUGGGCUGAUUCAGCAGGAUUGUUGUUCGUCCCAUGCCUUCCAAAGCUCCAUCCAUGUAUAUAACAAUCUUAGGCUUGACUGUGGAUGUCUUUUAAAAGCAGGAUGACCGACGUAAUGCUGGGCAAGCUGGCCGAGGCGUUGUUCGUAGAUCCUCCACUGGUGAGUUUGCUCUAGCAAUUUCUUUCUCCAUUGGGUUAACUGAUGAUGUGUAUCUUCUGAGAAUAAACGCAGCUAUAUGGUCUGAAUAUAAUGGAAAUCAGAAUGUUUAAAUUUUGUUACACAGGUCUAUGGUUAGUGGAAGAUUGGCAUUCUGUUUGAACUUCAAGUGCUUUUUUGGCGUACAUACUGUAUAUUUUGGUCGUACACAGUAUCAAAGAGGUUUUAAAAGAACAUAUAUGUUGUGGAAUUUUCCUUGAAUCUGAUGUCCGAUUCUCGUAUGUAACCUUGUUUCAGAUUGUUACUACACUCCUCCAAGUAGUUGAAUGUUAAUGGAUCAUGACUUGGUUGCAGGAUGAUAGUAUCCUGUUUUUGCUGCUUAAAUUUUCAAGUAAGAAUCUAAUAAGUUCACGUUGUUGCUUUUUUUAGAGCAAGAACGGAGAGAUCCGAAGGACGACAAAAAUGAAAGGGACACAAACAGGUCAACAACUAAUGAUCGAGACCGGAAAUCAGGAGGUGCCAAGGAUGACGACAACACCUCCUUGCACCAUGAUCGUCUCUUUAAAAUGGAGGAUGAGGCACGCCCAGCUCAUAUGAGAAGACAACGACCUGCAUUUAGGGAGAAGAAGACACCAGCUGGCUCCGACAAUCUAGCAGUGGUUCCCAUGCACUCAAGCCAGAUAGAUCGUCGUCCUGUGUCAGGUUUGGAGAAAAGGGACCGCCAUGUAGUCGACAGAUCAGAGAGGGCAGUAGCUGGAGGACAUAGGAGGGGUCUCCCUCUGUCGAGAGACCGGCCUGGUGGUUUUAGAAUCAACAAUUACAACAAGGGAAGAGAGCAGUUCAAUGCAAGACAAAGCAGCCAUCCGAAUCAGGGUAGUGGAACACGCGUGGAGAAAUGGAAGCAUGAUCUUUUCGACGAGGCUGCUUCUAAAAGCCCUACCUCAAAGAACGACGACGAACAUAUUGCAAGAGUGGAAGAACUGUUAGCUUCAUAGAACUGGAAAGGACUCUGGGAAAGUCAGUUCGCUGUUAGGAUCUUGGUCUAGUUUGUUGUUCUGCGUUAAUAAGUAUAUUGUUCUCACCUUCCAAAACAUUUGUUAUACUUUGCGACUGGUUUAGCUUUGGAACCCUUGAUCUGAUAUCGGUUGUGGCCUUACAUCUAAUGUUUUGAGCGAUUCUUCCAACUUGCGGCGCCUCUAAGUUCAACAACAUUGCUUGUUGAUUUCUCUGGCCAGACUCCAAGAUAGUAAACUUGUGGCUAGUUGUUUGUAUCAACGAGCUUAUCGAGGGAGUCAAUUUGCUUGGAAGCCAUAGUGACCAAUUGUUCGACAAUAUCUUCGAGCCUUGUCAUUCGUCCCUCAAGUUGCUAUGUUUUUUUUUUUAUAAUGGUGAAUUUAUUAGAAAUAAACUGAAAGUCACGCCAGACAGCAAAGGCCAGCACAAGGUGUGCGCCUCAGAAGGAAGAACCAGAAAAAAAAAGUUGCCAUAACAAAUGUAGGAUAAAAUUCCGGCUAAAUACAAUUUAAUAUCCAAACCUUUCAUUUUAAACAAUAUAAUAGCCAAACCUUUUCGAAAACAAUCUAAUAUCCAAAUCGUCAACUUUUCGUUCGUUUGACCGUCAGUUGACACUUCAAAAAAGCUUUGUUUAGGUAAAAUUGUCACAAUACAACUUUGUUUCUUGUUUUGGCAUUGCAGAUGACUGAAUAUUUAGAUAUUCUAUACCAUCAUGGUGGAGUCAUGGACUUCUCCGGUUUGAAACUACGAUAUAUUGGUGGUUUUUCAGAGAAGAUAUCGAUGGAUAUUGAUGAAGUGUCGUACUUCGAACUUUUUUGAAGUGUCAACUAACGGUCAAACAGACAGAAAGUUGACGAUUUGGAUAUUAGAUUGUUUUCGAAAAGUUUUGGCUAUUAUAUUGUUUAAAAUAAAAGAUUUGGAUAUUAAAUUGUAUUUACCCUAAAAUUCCCAAUGUGAGAGGCAAUAAUUCAUUGCACCAUGGGAGAUGAUGUUUAAUUGAUUGUCUGUUCGCGAUUGUAAGAUGUUGUUUACUCUAAUAAAAUUCCCUAUCAAAUGGAAUCUCACCUUAAUAACGUGCUUAAAGGGCACAAAUAAAACUUCCGUCACUUCAUCCUGCAUUGGCCCUCCUCAUGUAUCGAGGAAGAAGAGCUGAAACAAGCAUUUAUGCAAAAAAUAAGAAGAAAAAAAAUUGACAAAAAAAUGUUCUUUCUCGAUCAUGGAUAAUAAGAAAACAUUAUCUAAUUAUACUAAAUAGGAUAAGUUGGAAAGCACGAAAAAAGAAGAGAGAACAAAGCUCAUUGCUCAAUCAUGGGUUGUAAGAAAAUAUACACAUUUUUAUUUCUGAACUAAACUAAUAAGUCCAAAGCUUUCCACCGACUUUGAGAAGAUUAUGAAUUGGGAAGUUAGAGUAUAGGCUGAAAAUUAGCUAUAUAGUUUGGCUCAUUCGAGCACCAUUAGGCACAAAUCCUUAGAAACAAAAAGUCCAAAAGGUUGGCUAAAGUAAUAAUAUAAUCUCUGUUCAAGUUGAUUAAGAAACAUUACAAGAGUAACUAACCCCAGUAGAUUAUUCAUAAAUUAGGUGCCAGUAUUUAACGAAAUAAACGGCGUCACCAUAUUUGGUCUUUCUGUGCAUGCAUGUGUAUUUCCAUUUCUUCUUAAUUCGUUUCCACCUUUGAAGGUUACUUCAAAUAUUCAAAAAAAAAAAAAAAAAACAGAUGAAGUUUGAAUUUUAGGGAUUCAAAUUUUCUUAGCCAACAUGUGCAAAUGUAUCUUACUUUGAAAGUAAAUUUAAAGGGUAUGACAAUAUCCUGAGGAAGAAGAUGAUAUCUAAAUUGCCAACUAAUUAAUGGAUUGUCCUAAGCUUUACAAUUUGAAUUCUGACCCCUAACCCUAACUCACAAAUCGUAACCCUAAAUCCUAAACCUAAGAGCCUAAAUCCUUCGGAUCAAAGUAAAUAUUGAAUGAUUUU